GACGUCAUCACGCGGCUACUUAGCCGUGCGUGAACCGGCGGCUCGUGCGUGACCCCGGCGGCCCGUGCCGCUUCCCCGCCUCCGCCCUCCGGCACUUUCCCGUCCGGGGUCGGGGUCCUGGCCGCGGGCAGCGUGCGAUGCCCCCGGUCCGAGCCAGGGCAGGAAGGCCCGGUGGCCACCCGCUCCCCGCAGAGGCAUGACAGAGCCGAAGGCCGCUGGCGCCGCCGCCGCCUCCUCCCGGGCCCCGCUGCGCUGCCUCCCGGAGCCAGGCCCUGCCCUGGGGCCCCGCCUCCUGGCGCGGCGGGGAAUCGGGCUGCGAUCUGGCCGCUCCGGGCCCGGCCCUCUUCGGCUUCCAUCCCUCAGGUUUUAAUCUAAUUUGAAAAUGAGUAAGUGGAAGAAGACUUCGGGUGAUCAGGCAGGAGGCCUUGAAAAGUUCAGUCCUGAUGUUCUUGCUGAUGUCUCUGAACUCUUUGCCAAAAAGUUUUCCUACGGUAAACCACCCAGUAAUGAGUGGCAGUUACCAGAUUCCAAUGAUGUUUUUACCUGUGAUCACUUGGAAUUCAAUUCACUUCUUGUUUUGAAGAAUUCCAUGAAUGAAGUAAAGAACUUACUGAGCGAUAAAAACCUAGAUGAUUGGCAUCAGCACACUUCUUUCACCAACAAAGCUGGGAAAAUCAUUCCUCAUGUGAAAAAGAUCGUAAAUGCAGAACUUUGUACUCAGGCUUGGUGUAAGUUCCAUGAGGUAUUAUGUAGCUUCCCACUUAUUCCACAAGAAGCUUUUCAGAAUGGAGAGCUAAACUCAGUACACCUUUGUGAAGCUCCUGGCGCAUUUAUAGCCAGUCUCAACCACUAUUUAAGAUCUCAUAAUAUACCCUGUGAUUGGAACUGGGUAGCUAACACCCUGAAUCCUUACCAUGAAGCAAAUGACAACCUUAUGAUGAUUAUGGAUGACCGACUUAUUGCAAAUACCUUGCCAUGGUGGUACUUUGGUCCAGAUAACACUGGUGAUAUCAUGACCCUGAAACAUUUGACCGGGCUUCAGCAUUUCAUAAGCAACAUGUCUCCUGUUCACUUGGUCACUGCAGAUGGGAGUUUUGAUUGUCAGGGAAAUCCAGGUGAACAAGAAGCUUUGGUCUCCCCUUUGCAUUACUGUGAAGUAGUCACUGCGCUGAUGACUCUUAGUAGUGGUGGCUCUUUUGUUUUGAAGAUGUUUACCUUAUUUGAACAUUGUUCUAUCAACUUGAUGUACCUGUUAAAUUGUUCCUUUGAGGAGAUUCAUGUUUUCAAACCUGCUACUAGCAAAGCUGGGAACUCAGAAGUCUAUGUAGUUUGUCUUUGUUAUCUGGGGAGAGAGGCCAUCCAUCCUGUGUUGACUAAAAUGAUGCAUCAUUUUGGAAUUGAAAUUAUCAAUAAAGCUCUUUUCCCCCAACAUACAAUUCCAGAAUCGUUUCUCAAAAGACAUGAAGAAUGCUGUGUCUUCUUUCACAAGUAUCAGUUGGAGACUAUUUCUGAAAAUAUUCGUCUGUUUGAAUGCAUAAGUGAAGUGGAACAAGCCAGGCUGAAUAAUUUAAGGGACUGUGCUGUGGAGCACUACAUGCAAAAGUUCCAAAUGAAGCGCCUUUCCAAAAGUAAUUGGCUAGUAAAGAAAUCCAAUAUUGGGUGUAGUAUGAAUUCAAAAUGGUUUGGACAAAGAAACAGAUAUUUUAAAACCUAUAAUGAAAGAAAGAUGCUAGAAGCGCUUUCAUGGGAAGAGAAGAUGGCCAAUGGCUACUUCAACCAUUGGACUGAAGAGCACGCUAUAAGUAAUACUGGGAAAAAUACCAUUUUAGAAAGUGUUUGCUGUAACCUUGAAUAUCACUUGUGGUAUGUCUUAGAGGGAAUGAAAUUACCAAAGGUAAAGUGUUCUCCUUUUUGUGAUGGGGAGAUUUUAAAAACUCUAAAUGAAGCCAUCGAAAAGUCAUGGGGUGGUGCUCUGAAUUUGGGUUCCACAAUUAGACAAAAGCCACAGCAUUGUUAUUCUUGCCACAUACUUUCUGUAGAGUUGAUUUUCUCUGAGUUGUUGAGUCUUACCAAGGGCUCUCAGGAGGAGUCAGCCGAAGGACUGAGCAACAAAAUCAAGUGUCUGCUGGUGGGUUUGCCGCCUCCCGAUAACAACACCUUUGAGGCUGUAGAAGUAAGCCUUUUGGAGUCCACCGACCUCAUGAAUUUCCACUGUUCUUUGCUUCAUGAUGGAGAGCCCAGCUAUCAGCAGGUAUUUCUGGACUGCUUUCUGCGUUGCCUGCCUCGACUUCAGCCAGGGGACGCUUUGAUCUUGCCUGUGCUGUCCUGUUUUACCCGGUUCAUGGCUGGCAUGGUCUUGGUCCUGCAUAGCUGCUUCAAGUUCGUCACGUUUUCUUGUCCAAUUUCCUCCGAGCCCCUGAGCACUUGUGCGGUCCUUCUGUGUGUUGGCUAUCGGGACCUCCCAACGCCUGUUCUCCAGUACUUGCAGAAUCUGAAAGAACUGAUGAGCACGUUGCUUGGCUCUGAUGCUUCCCAUCAGGUUUUGCAGUUUGUGCCAAUGGAAGUUGUCCUUAAUGGAAUGCUGCUAGAGUUUUUAUGGGAUUUAAACACUGCCAUUGCAAAAAGGCAGUUGCAUUUGAUCAUUCAAGGAGAACAACAGCAGAAAUCCACACUGUAAAAGUGCAGACAGUGCUUUUUACCUUGGCUGUGUCUUUAGAUUUGAAAAUUCCAUUUUGAUUUAUUUUAAAGCCUCAGGGACUUCAGUUUGGGGAAAGCUAGGUCUCCUUCAAGGUCUCUUUGGUUUCACACAGCUUCUCAUUUUCUGUAACUUUAAGGUAUACACCCAUAAGCUGAAGGUUCUUCCAGCUUUUGGAAAGUUGAUUCAUAUGAUGUUCAGCUGCUAGACUUGGAAUGUGUGGGGGAGAAGGUGGGGAGGGUGUAUGUGUGUGUGUGUAUCUGUUUGGAAGGAUAAUUAAUAGGGGCUAUGCCUGUGUGAAUUUAUCUAGAUGAGCUGAUUUCUUACUCAUAAUAGGCAAGAUAUAGUAACCUUAUAACACUAAAUCUCAUAUUUUAAAGUAUAAAAGCUCAUAUUGUUGGUGAGAGGAGAUGAAUCCAUCUGAACAACUCUUUAUUUCACCAUUUCAGCCUUGAUUUUCAGGGUGCUCAUAACUUUAGCCAAUAGUCAUCUUGCUCCAUUAUUCACAUAUCUGUAGUUGUGUAAAGCCAUUUCUAGAUGGGUAUUUGUGUGUAUUCUGGCCCAAACUACUUAACCAAAAUGGUAUUAGGAACAUUUGAACCAGCAAUCAUGUUUGAAAUUCAAAGGAAAAGUUAUUCAGCAUGCCUUAUAGACAUAUUUAUUUGUAUUAAAGACUUCACUGGGGAGUCAUGUAAUGUGUGUGAGAAAUGACUUCACAAUCAAUUAAUUCAAGAUUUUUUUUAGUGCAUAUUUAUAUAUCUGUAUGCUUAGAUACAUAAAUCUUCAUAUUGGGAACUUGGAAUAUAGCAUAAGGGGGAGGAGAAUGAAGUAUUGUGAAGGAAUGAUGGUUCAGUAAUAGUACUAUUCACUGUUUUGACAAUUUCAGUAGAAAACAACCUCAAAAAGAACAUUUAUGGAAGAGUUAGUCAACUAAACAAACUAGCACUGGAAGAGGGGGUGUGUGGUAAGGGAAGUCUUUAUUUAUUUAUUUUUUUGCUUUCUCACUUAAAUGUUAGGGAUAAUAGGAUUUCUGAUUGGAAAUAUUGGACAAGUCAACACUAGUUAAUAAUUAUGUGAUCCCCGUGGAUCAACAAAUUGGAGAAUAUCAUUUUGGCAUGUUCAUUUAAGACAUUUGGCCAUAUUAAAAAUAGAUGGCAUGCUCUGAUGGCUGAAGUAAUUUGAUAAAUAUUAUUUUGCAAAUUUUUCAUGUUCUUGGCUUGCUAUUUUGAGCUCCAUUACAGGUUUAUGAAUAAGUCACUUGCAGAGAGAAAUUUUAUUUUCAUUUAUUUAAGAAUAGAAGAGAAAGUUCGAAAAAUGUGACUCAUACAGACAUUUUCCCUUUAAGCAAAGCUUUGGGGUAGUUAACAGUGUUCUUUCAUUUACUGUGUCCUAAUUUGUAUUCAUUAAAAUUUAGGUUCUAAGAUUAUAAUUUACAUGGAACGACAUGCUCAGGGAAAGAGUUCUUAAGGGGAACAAAAAUAAAUGGAUUUAAUGUUGGUGUUCAGGAUGUUACAUCACUGCUUGUCUGGUAGCAGGAGUUAGGUUUGUAGAGGAAAUUAAUAUCUUGAUUAAUUACUGGUCAUUUUGUGGAAGAUUUUUUCUAACUGUAAAAUAGAGGAGCCUAAUAGAUAAUUCAUUAACAAGAGAAUUAGAAACUGUUGGAAAAUUAUUUUGUCUGGCAGCUCUGAGUGUGUAUGUGUGUUUGCUAGUUUGUUUUUUUUGUUGCCACUUUAACAAAUUCUGCUGUAUUAUUGAUCAGUGUAUGCUUUUAAAAAAAACUUUUGAUUAGCAUGAUUAGCAUGAGGUAGCAUGUCAUAUUGGAUAAAAAGAUGGCCUUGGGACCAGGAAGACCUGGGGCUGGCAUCUGUAUGACCCUAACUGGAUCUCUUAAUUGGUCAGUACUCUGGGCGGCUCUCUAGGAAGAUGGGGGUCAAGCCAAAUCUGGUUCACCAGUAAGAAUGUUUUUUAUAUUCUUAAAUACAGUAAAACUUUAUUUAAAAAUGUAAAAAACCAUUCUUAGCCCCUGGCUGUACAAAGACAAGUGGGUUGGCCAACCUGGGCAGUAGUUUGCUCAUCCCCACAGUAAGGAUAUAGGUUGCAGCUAAAGUGCUAAUCUGCAUUGGUAGAGAGUGUUUCUUUAUUUGAGUGUUACCUGUGUCCCUGAAAGCCUAGUCCCUGUCCUGUCUCCUGAACAGUAUGUGGUUAAAUUCUAAUUCUAAUUCUAAAACUGAAUUCCAAUAUUCUUGAUACUUAAGGAACUUCAAGGAAGCUUUUAAAAGCCUAGCUUUUUAAUAACCAGGAGUGGAUCUUUUAUUUCCUUCUUAAAGCACUUUUCAUCUAAUUUAUAACAUUUAAAUUCAAUCUGUAGGUGAGCCCCUAAAAUUAAAUGAUUUAGAUGCAGAUCUAACUUCCAGCAAUAAUUGGAAGUGAUUUCAGUUGAAGGAAAGAGGGUAUCCUUUUGUAUGAGAAGAGGAAGAAAGUUAAGAAAUCAGGUAUGUGGUCUGUGGUAGAUCAAAGAGUUGUGACAAGUUAGAUAAUGUCUAUGAAGUGCUUUGCAAAUCUUAAAGGGCUGUAUAAAUAUUAAUUAUUACAUUUUAUGUGGAUUGAGUUUUUAAAUUAAUUAUCUUCAGUGUGGUUUUUGAAAAGCAAUUAGCAGAACUCCACAUAUUUACUUUAGUUCCUCAGUAAAUUCAAGUUGAAAAGGAGCUGUUUUGUAAAUUUUGUUUCUCCAUUACAUAUUUAUAUUAGAGUAUGCUACUCCUAUGGGAGAAAAAUAAUUGUGGAACUUGUUAGGUUCUUUUUAUGAGUUGUAAUAAUAUUUAGAUGAUUUAAGUGGUAUUAAAUGUUUUUCCUCAAGUAAAAAUCAAGACAUUAUAAUUUGUUGUGUGUGAUAAUUGUUCUUAUAUUUGGAGUAUGUAUGUUAUUUUAUUCUAGUUUUCUAAAUUCUAGUUGAAGUAUGUAUAUGUUAUUCUAGUUUUUUUAUUGUAAAUCUUGAUAUAUAAAGAAAACUACUGAACGAGAAAAGCAAAGAAACUAUUAUUCAUUUUUGAUAAGCAUACAGAAUUUUAAAAUUGUUUAAAUCAUCUUAUCUCUUUUACUAUAAUUAAUUGAAGAGUAUUUGUAUUGGUUCUGAUACAUUAAGCAUAGGGGAAAUGAAUUUUUGGCUCAUACUUUAAGAAAUGAAAAGAAUUUAUAAUUAUAAUCUGAAUCAGAUCUGUUUUUUUCUGGGUAUUCUCCUUUUCAGUUUUCAGUAGAAGAUGCACGUUUAAGUGCUCUGUUGAUUGGUAUAAAAAGGGCAACACUGAAUUUAUUUACAUUUUUUCCUUGUAAUUUUUCAUGUGUACUAUAUUGAAAUGGUAUUUUUAAUGAAAAAUUAUUAUCUUUGUAAAUAAACAAUCUUAUUUAAUUUGCUGAAGCUUCUGGUUCUUUUUUUGCAUUUAUAUUUAUUUGUUAUAAAACAAAUCAUUUUGAGAGUAUGGUAACAAAAAUAUGUUUACCAUCUGCAUUUGAAGAUUUCCUUCCAUUCGCUUCUCAAUUAGGCCAAGAUUGAAACCUACUUUUGCAUACAAAACUUACUGAGGAAAAUAAAAAGUAACAAAAAAAUUACUAGUGAGUUUUCUCGAGGAUAGUAAACUUGCUUCAAAUGUUAAGGUUAUAAAACAACAAAAUACCUGUGAUUGAAUUACAGACUUAGAAUUACAAGGCCACCGAAUUAAUUGCAUUUAGUUGAUACCUGAAAGGAAUUCCCUUUAUAAUGCAUCUGGCAGAUGUUCAUCCAGCUUUUGCUUCAUAGAUCUCCAGUGAGGUGGAAACUACUACCUUCAAAAUCACCAUUGUAGAAAAUGCAAUUCACUGCACUUUUGGACAGUCCUGAUUGUUAGAAAUUUUUUUCUGAUACCAGCCUAAAUUUGACUCUUUGCAAUUUCUUUGAUUCCCAUUUCUGCCUUUUGAUGUCAAACAAAACAGAUUUCAUCCCUCUUCCACACAACAACCCUUUAUAUAAAGAGUACAGUUACUAUGUAUAUGUCUUUACCUUGCCCUCAUUUCUCUCCUUACCCUCACAUACUCCCCCUUUUCCUCCCAGCAGUUUUUCUUUAGCAUCCUGGUUGCUUUCUGGAUAUUAAGCUUAUCAAUAUCUUUCCUAAAUUUGACAUCUGGAAUUAAACAUUACUGCAGAUAUGAUCUGACAAGGAAGAAUACUGAGAUACUGUCUGUCACUUAUUCCUAGAAACUAAGCUGCAAUUACAGUUUAAGAUUGAAUUAGAUUUCUUUGGCUGCCAUAUUAUACCGCUGCUGUAUUGAAUUUGUAGUUUGCUAAAUCCCCUAGUGUUUUUUUUUUUAUUUUUAUUUUUGUUAUUCUGAGAGUGACAAACUGUAACAAAUAGAAUGUGAGCUUGAGAGCAGAACUAUUUGCCUUUCUAUGUAUUCCCAGCACAUAGUACAAUAAUUGAUGUAUAAUGAAAAUAAACAUUACAUAAAGAACAGAAAGGAUUGUAUAUAAAAUCACAUGUACAGCUUGUAUUUUUGAAAAGUAUGUAAUAAAGUCAUUAGUUUCAAAUGUG
Sarcophilus harrisii (Tasmanian devil) is the source of this 7257-nucleotide messenger RNA. It is a transcript of the gene CMTR2, whose product is annotated as cap methyltransferase 2. The transcript has 2 exons. The record is from RefSeq and is a predicted model, not a curated record. NCBI's taxonomy places the organism in Eukaryota, Metazoa, Chordata, Mammalia, Dasyuromorphia, Dasyuridae. Gene Ontology annotation, molecular function: methyltransferase cap1 activity. Gene Ontology annotation, cellular component: cytoplasm; nucleus. Gene Ontology annotation, biological process: 7-methylguanosine mRNA capping. Bases 383 to 2677 code for a protein of 764 amino acids.